Molecule: messenger RNA, 1417 nt
Organism: Drosophila ficusphila
Lineage: Eukaryota; Metazoa; Arthropoda; Insecta; Diptera; Drosophilidae
Gene: Rab39
Product: ras-related protein Rab-39B
Exons: 2
Coding region: 324-980 (218 amino acids)
Biological process (GO): Rab protein signal transduction
Cellular component (GO): Golgi membrane
Molecular function (GO): GTPase activity; GTP binding
Source: RefSeq, a predicted model, not a curated record
UCACACACACAAGCGCACGCACACAGGCGCAGCUUUGCGCAUUAGAAAAAAAACCCAAAACAAAACAAAAUUCAGUGGCAGCUGAAUUCUUGAAUAUUUAUAAUUUAUCAACCACCAGAGACGGCCGGGAAUAACGAACGAAGACAGGAACCGAGGAAACUGCACAGAUCUUCGUUUGGUAUCAGGAUAAGUGUUUUAAAAAAAAAAAGCAACAAAAGGCGAAGGGCGAUUUGCGUCUCAAACUUUUGCGAAAGGGACGUCAAAAUAUUGCGGAUUCCCAGCCGCCCAACAAAUCCGUGAAUUCGCAAAAGGACGGCUACGCGAUGGUGGAGCCCAUUUUCGAAUAUCAAUUUCGACUGAUUUUAAUCGGCGACAGCACCGUGGGAAAGAGUUCUCUUCUCAAGUUCUUCACAGACGGCAAAUUUGCCGAGCUCUCCGAUCCCACAGUCGGCGUCGACUUCUUCGCCCGCCUCAUCGAGAUGAAGGACGGUACACAGAUAAAGCUUCAGCUUUGGGACACCGCCGGGCAGGAGCGCUUCCGUUCAAUCACGAAGUCCUACUACCGCAACUCGGUGGGUGUGCUGCUGGUGUACGACAUAUCGAACCACGCCAGCUUCGAGCACAUACCGCUGUGGAUGAUGGAGGCACAGCGUCACAUUGAGCCCCACCGCCCCGUUUUCGCGUUGGUCGGCUGCAAGCUGGACCUCAUCAACUCCGGCGGACAUCGCGAGGUGACCACCGAGGAGGCGCAAAAGUUUGCCAAGCAACAUGGUCUGCAUUUCGUUGAGACAUCGGCUCGAUCCGGGGCCAAUGUGGAGGAAGCCUUUCGCAUGGUCACCCAGGAGGUAUACGCCCGCAUUCGAUCCGGCGAAUACAAGGCCGAGGACGGCUGGGAUGGCAUCAAGUCCGGUUUCUCGCGGCCUAAUAGCCUGGACUUCAAUCUCGUGAUGGCCGAGCCGGAAAAGUCAUCCUGUUGUUGAUUACCCCCGCCACUGUCACAUCCAUCGCUUUCAAAAAUGUUUGUUUACAUUAACUUGUAUCGUACGUCCCCAUCCCCUCCCAAAAACGAACCCCUCUUUGUUGACUCUUUUAAUCUUGUUUAAUCAACUAGUUUAGCUGAAACACCAAAACAGUUACGUGUAUAUGUACAACUUGUUUUUUUGUAGUUACUUUUAGUUUUGCUCUUAAGUUAACGUUUAAUUAGGUGACUGACGGGAAUUAGCAAAGAUUGAAUUUGGCCCCUUCUUUCCAGAAUUAGUUUAUUUUCCUUUUAAUUGGUAACGAGUCACACCAGAAAUACGUAGCCGAGUUUCUGUGCUCCUAACUCAUACAACAUAUAACUCCACUUACACAAAUACGAACGGAAAAACUAUACAUAUACUUGAAACUUGAAAUAUAAACGUUUUUAUUAAUACAA